AUGAACGAGUCGGAAACUCCGGACGAGCCCCCGGAGCCGUCGUUCGCCCCAUGGGACGAUCCCGACUACCCGUGGGACGAACGCCCGCUCCCUCCUCCCGAGCGUCAGCUGCCUCCUUCGCAGAACAUAAGCAAGAAUGACAACAACCCCACUGUGGUCGAGCUCGUGUUCGCGCUGAAGAAGUGGGAGGUGGUCGCGCACGACGGCAAGGAGACGUUCAAGAUAAUCGCGAACAUAGAGAUGUACUGGACCGACGACCGCAUGAUCGGGUUCCCGACCCACCACAAACCCAUGCCGGAGAACAUCUGGCGACCGCGGUUGAACGGAUGCGCGGGAUUCGACCUCGGCAAGGCGGAGAACUACGAGCAGCUUCCCAGGUUCUACGGUUACGACUCGACGCAGGAACACAAACCCUCGGACGGACGGAUGGCGCAGACGUUUCCAGUCAACCUAAAGGACGGGUUCGACAUCUCGGCGGACAUGGAACGGUUCAAGAGCUUUCCUUUCGACAGCACGCGCGUGGACCUGUCCAUCGUGUUUUUCGGCGUGAAACGGCCCGAGUGGGACAAGGACGUGCGACUGUCGCUGAGACGACCGAACAACGAAUCCUGCGUCAAAAAGUACGCGAGUCAGUACCAGCACAUAGACUUCGACGGUGCGUCGACCCACUCCAACGAUUACGAACUCGCCGGCAUCUCCGUCGCGAUCGGGCAGAACCCGUCGACGACGAGGUUUAAGAACGACCCGAGGUUCUGGGACGGCGACAUGACGCCUUGCUACUUCAUCUCGUUCCACAUAAAGCGCUCCUCCACGUUUUACGUCCACAACGGCAUCCAGCCCAUGUACACCAUCGCGUUCUUCGGGUUCACGGGAUACGCCCUGGAGCCCAGCGACCUGGCGAACCGAGCCGCCCUGUGCGCCGUGCUGUUCCUUUCAAUCUACGCGGUUCAGUGGACCACGGUUGGUCACAUCCCGCGGUUGCCGUUCAAGACGGUGAUGGACUACGUCUCCGAGAGCGUCUCCUCGGUGCUGAUGCUCAUCCUGGUGGGCGAUUGCGUGGCGUAUCACGUCGCCAGGCCGAGACGGAACUGUUUGGCGACGGCGGCGGACGAAGCGGAGUGCGCGUUCGACGAUGAAGCCGCGGACCGGGUCGAUCUUGUAUGGGGUUUGUUGGUGCUCGUGUACGUGUUGUUCUACGCCGUGGGGUACCGGACCGUCUAUGCCGCGUACCGGUCGCUGAGGCAGAACGGGCACUCACGGCCGUGGGUCAAGGGGAGCUACCUGCGGAACAAGUGGCGGCCGACGUCGGAGGCGUACCACCUCAAGAUGGACGAGGAGUACUGCAGGCGAUGGGGGAAAAAGUACCUCGGACAGGGGCAGCGAGUGAACGACGCGGAGGUUUGGUAA
This is a messenger RNA of Micromonas commoda, 1407 nucleotides long. RefSeq lists its product with no specific name. The transcript has a single exon. Gene Ontology annotation, cellular component: membrane. Bases 1 to 1407 code for a protein of 468 amino acids. Gene Ontology annotation, molecular function: extracellular ligand-gated monoatomic ion channel activity. Gene Ontology annotation, biological process: monoatomic ion transport. Lineage: Eukaryota; Viridiplantae; Chlorophyta; Mamiellophyceae; Mamiellales; Mamiellaceae. The record is from RefSeq and is a predicted model, not a curated record.